AUUUGUUUGCGCCAUUUGCCAAUUUUGCCCCUGUGUGAAAUAUUUAUACUGAAGCCGGCUUCAUUUUAAAUCGUGAACUCUUAUCAAUUUCAAAUAGUUAGCUGUCUAAUAAAACAUCGGUAAAAUUUUCUAUCUUCUACCGAAGACAGUACUAUCUUUACCCAGAUAAAUCAGCAAUCGAGUGAGCACCAGCAACAAUGUCGUCUAAGGACAAAAAGAAGGCUAAGCUAUCCGAAUCAGAAUCAGCAUCGUCAUCGUCGUCGUCAGACUCUGACAGUUCACCGCCACCACGAAAAGAUGCCAAAACGAAAUCGAAAUCGGCAAAUGUUUCGGUUGAAUCGGCAAAGGGGAAGACCAAUAGUCUACGAGUCGCUGGAGAGAAGGAGCCAACGUGGGAACUGGGUUCCAAGAAAUUCAUUACGAUUGGCGACUUUAAGGGCAAGACAUACAUCAACAUACGUGAAUAUUACACGGAUGCCAAAGGUGACGUCAAGCCAGGGAAGAAGGGAAUCGGACUGAACAUCGAACAAUGGCAAAACCUUUGCAACAGCAUCGAUGAAGUCAACCAAGUUUUGAAGUAAUAAGUCUGCUCGUACGAGCGUAAUUUUCGCGAAUUUAAAAUUAAAUUUCUUUUGUUAAAACAAUCGCCCAUGAAAAAGACAAAAAUAUAAUUUUUACUC
Messenger RNA from Bradysia coprophila, 680 nucleotides. It is a transcript of the gene Ssb-c31a, whose product is annotated as single stranded-binding protein c31A. Gene Ontology annotation, molecular function: transcription coactivator activity; DNA binding. Gene Ontology annotation, biological process: positive regulation of transcription initiation by RNA polymerase II. The record is from RefSeq and is a predicted model, not a curated record. NCBI's taxonomy places the organism in Eukaryota, Metazoa, Arthropoda, Insecta, Diptera, Sciaridae.